Pan troglodytes (chimpanzee) is the source of this 880-nucleotide messenger RNA. Its product is annotated as casein kinase I-like. Gene Ontology annotation, biological process: protein phosphorylation. The record is from RefSeq and is a predicted model, not a curated record. Lineage: Eukaryota; Metazoa; Chordata; Mammalia; Primates; Hominidae. Gene Ontology annotation, molecular function: ATP binding; protein kinase activity.
AUGCUUCAAGGUGGGGUUGGCAUCCCCCACAUACGGUGGUGUGGUCAGGAAGAAGACUAUAAUGUACUAGUCAUGGAUUUUCUGGGACCUAGCCUCGAAGACAAUUUCUGUUCAAGAAGGUUCACAAUGAAAACUGUACUUAUAUUAGCUGACCAGAUGAUCAGUAGAAUUGAACAUGUGCAUACAAAGAAUUUUAUACACAGAGCCAUUAAACCAGGUAACUUCCUAAUGGGUAUUGGGCGUCACUGUAGUAAGUUAUUCCGUAUUGAUUUUGGUUUGGCCAAAACGUACGGAGACAACAGGACAAGGCAACACAUACCAUACAGAGAGGAUAAAAACCUCACUGGCACUGCCCUAUAUGCUAGCUAUGCACAUCUUAGUAUUGAGCAGAGUCGCCAGGAUGACAUGGAAUCGUUAGAAUAUGUUUUGAUGUAUUUUAAUAGAACCAGCCUGCCAUGGCAAGGGCUAAAGGCUGCAACAGAGAAACAAAAAUAUGAAAAGAUUAGUGAAAAGAAGAUGUCUACUCCUGUUUUUUGUAAGGGGUUUGCUUCAGAAUUUGCCAUAUACUUAAACCAUUGUCGUGGGCUACACUUAGAGAAAGCCCCAGAUUACAUGUAUCUGACGCAGCUAUUCUGCAUUCUUUUCAGGACCCUGAGCCAUCAAUAUGACUACACAUUUGAUUGGACAAAGUUAAAGCAGAAAGCAGCACAGCAGGCAGCCUCUUCUAGUGGGAGGGGCAGCAGGCCCAGACCCCAACAGGUAAGCAACCUGACAAAACCAAGGGUAACAUGAAAGGUUUCUAAGCAUGAAUUGAGGAACAGAAGCAGCAGAGCAGAUGAUCAGAGCAGCAUUUGUUUCUCCCCAAAUCUAGAAAUUUUCG